Molecule: messenger RNA, 951 nt
Organism: Thamnophis elegans (Western terrestrial garter snake)
Lineage: Eukaryota; Metazoa; Chordata; Lepidosauria; Squamata; Natricidae
Product: olfactory receptor 5D18-like
Exons: 1
Coding region: 4-951 (315 amino acids)
Biological process (GO): G protein-coupled receptor signaling pathway; sensory perception of smell
Cellular component (GO): membrane
Molecular function (GO): odorant binding; olfactory receptor activity; G protein-coupled receptor activity
Source: RefSeq, a predicted model, not a curated record
GGAAUGGAGAAAGGAAAUUACACACUGGUGACCCAAUUCAUUCUUUUGGGUUUCUCAGACCAUCCAGGAGAUCUACAGGUCAUUCUCUUUCUGAUGUUUCUUGUGAUCUACAUUAUGACUGUGGUGGGAAAUCUUGGGAUCAUCCUGUUAAUCAAGGUUGAAUCUCGUCUCCAUACCCCAAUGUAUUUCUUCCUCAGCCAUCUAUCCUUGAUUGACAUUUGUUACUCUUCAUCUAUAACACCCAAUUUGUUGAUGGGUACUGCCUCUGCAGUAAAAAGCAUUUGUUUCUUUGCAUGUGCAGUUCAGAUGUACCUGUUCAUCAUGUUUGUUGUUGCUGAAUCAUUUCUCUUGGCUGCAAUGGCAUAUGACCGGUAUGUGGCCAUUUGUAACCCUUUAUUGUAUACUGUGAUUAUGUCCAAAAAUGUUUGCAUCUUUCUAGUGAUUAGUUCUUAUCUGUGGGGCAUUAUUUGUGCUCUAGUUCAUACAAUCUCUGCUUUUCGGCUACCAUUCUGUGGAAAUAUCGUCAACCACUUCUUUUGUGAUGUUGUGCCAGUGUUAACUCUGUCUUGUUCAGACACCCAGCUCAAUAAGAUGCUGCUUUUCAUUUUUGCCACUUUUGUGGAGAGUAGUACCAUCAUCAUUAUUCUCAUGUCCUACAUUUUAAUUAUCGUGUGUGUUUCAAAGAUUCACUCCAGCGAGGGAAAAUGCAAGGCUUUCUCCACUUGUGCCUCUCACUUCACAGCAAUCUCAGUCUUCCAUGUGACAAUUCUUCUAAUAUACUGCCAGCCUUAUGCAAUCCAUGGAAGGGAUUCAAACAGAAUUACCUCUGUCUUCUACACGAUGGUGAUCCCCAUGCUGAAUCCUCUGAUUUAUAGUCUGAGAAACAAAGAAGUAAAAGGAGCUUUUCAAAGGCUGGUGAAGAGAAAAGUUUUUUCUCCAUCAACGUGCUAA